AUGCGUUCUUUCGCCACCCUCUUCGCGGCAGCCAUGCUCGCAAGCAUGGCCGAUGCCGCCCCAAGCCCUUUCUCUCCUCGCGCUGCUGCAGGAGAGAAGCGCGCCGAAGUAAAGCGUGAUGCCGCUCCUCAGCCACCAUAUCUGCCGUCUUACUUGCCAUCUUACCUCCCAGCUUACGGGCCUUGGUACAAGAAGACUGAGGGUGAGGAGGCCUCCGAAGACGCAGCCGAGAAACGAGACGCCGCGCCUCAGCCACCAUAUUUGCCAUCCUACCUCCCAUCCUACCUUCCCGCUUACGGCCCUUGGUACAAGAAGGUUGAGGGUGAGGCAUCUGAAGAGACAGCCGAGAAGCGAGAGGCAGCCCCCCAACCACCAUACCUGCCAUCGUACCUCCCAUCUUACCUGCCAGCUUACGGACCCUGGUACAAGAAGGUCGAGGGCGAGGAGGAGGCAUCCAAGUAA
Messenger RNA from Zasmidium cellare ATCC 36951, 462 nucleotides. RefSeq lists its product as uncharacterized. The transcript has a single exon. Bases 1 to 462 code for a protein of 153 amino acids. NCBI's taxonomy places the organism in Eukaryota, Fungi, Ascomycota, Dothideomycetes, Mycosphaerellales, Mycosphaerellaceae. The record is from RefSeq and is a predicted model, not a curated record.